GUGAUUACCAUAAUGGUCAUAUAUGUAAACAUAUUCAUAAAAUUCAUUCUCUUUCCAGUGUUUCAGAUACUAUUGUAAGAGAUUUAGAUGAAAAUGAAGUGCAACUUUGUCAUCCUGAACCAACAGCUGCAUAACCUAAAGAAAAGACAUCCAAAAUACAACUGCAGCGAAUUGAUAACCUUCUCGAUGAACUUGGUCAUCAGGUUAAAAAUCCACAAGUCAUAACAUAUAGAUUAUCUACAAUAAUUAAGUCUUUAGAAAGUUUAUUUUCAGGUAAUAAAGCGUGCAUGACCAUUCAAGAUGAAAAUCCCAUGAAGCUAAAUCCCACCAAAAGAAUUGCAAUAAACGCAAAUAAUAUACCGCAACCAUGGUUUCACAAAACUGAAAAGAAAAGGGGACGGCCGAGGAAAACACCACUGAAGAGACCAGCAGAAGAGGAUAUGAAAAAACUUCUGAGGAAUGAAGGGGAGACUCCUACACAGACACAGGGGACAGCAGAAGGACCAUCUCAUGGCUCUGUUGCUCCCUACCCUCCACUCAGGUUGGUUCAUCCCCAAGGACAACCACUGCAAGUGUCUCGGAGUGAUGGACAAAAUGUGUUUUCUAUUGGCCAAGGUGGACUGGGUCAACCAUCUUGGAUGAGAAUACCACCAUCUAUGUUAAGCAAAAGGAUAACUGUUGUCAAAGAUGGAAAGCCUUUUCCACUAAUGAUACAUAAUUAA
Magallana angulata is the source of this 722-nucleotide messenger RNA. RefSeq lists its product as uncharacterized. The record is from RefSeq and is a predicted model, not a curated record. Bases 288 to 722 code for a protein of 144 amino acids. NCBI's taxonomy places the organism in Eukaryota, Metazoa, Mollusca, Bivalvia, Ostreida, Ostreidae. The transcript has 3 exons.